CGGGACAGUCUGUCGCCGUCUGGUUUUAUUGAACAUGUGUGGGUUCAGGCAAAUUGCAAAUUUCCUACUAAAUUCAACUUGUUUUUAUUUAUAACAAUUAUAACAUUGUUCUAAAAACUAAUUACAAUCAGCUAAAACAAUGUUCAUGCCAUUUACUAUCUCACUCGCUCUUUCAUCAUCAUCAUAAGAAUGUGUUGGAAUUCCUGCUCCAACAAUUCCACUGUGUUCAGCCAAAAACUAACCUAAAAUAACAACAAAAACAUUAAACAAUGUCAGGCUGUUCAGAGACAACGAAAUUUCAAGUUGUAUCAAGAAAAAAAAGACAUGGUCGAAAACAACAUCUUGAUCAUUCAUUGGAUUUAUCGAAAAAGUCAAAUCAACCAGAAAUAAAUAUUGACCAUCUUGUCCAAAAAAUAACAGAUGCAGUUGUAACAAUAAAAAAUUCUCCAUACAAAAAAAUACUACUGAAAGGCUUGAAGGAUUCAUUGAAGACACUGAAUGUUGAUGUUGUUCCAAUAAUUGUUUGUUAUGGUUUGGGAAAUUUUUCAGAAAAUAAAUGUGCUCAAUAUCAAUUAGCAGCUUUAUUAACAAUGCAAUCAUUGUAUGAAAGUAAAGUACAUAUUUAUGAUCCAGUAUUUUAUUCUAAAGAAAUAGAAGUAUUAAAAAAAUUUGGAUUAUUAAUAAUUGAUAAUAAUGAAGUUGGUAUACGUAAAUCUGGUGAUAAUUUAACAUUAUUUUAUAUGCCACAUUGUUUUAAAGGUCUUGUUGCAAAUGUUAUUUAUGCAAAUUGGCAAAUUGAUUUAUUAAAUAAUUGUAUAUUAUUGACAAAUAGUUUUAAUGAAAUGGCUGAUGAUGUUGUAACUGAUGAUAAACAAGUUAAAGAUUCAGUUGAAUUAAUUAAAAAAAUACAUCCAUUUACAACGGAAUUUGUGCUUGAUGAAAGCUUUGAUAAUGCACCAGAUGCAUUUCAUUGUACGUCAAUUCAUGUAUUUUCAAUGGAUAAACUUAGUAUGGUACCUGGAGAUUUUUGGAAACCACUUAUUGCACCACCAUUUAAUCAGAAUGAAAUUGAUCAUGAAAAGAGACAAGACUGACUAAUAAUAGGACCAUCUAAUUAGGCUGUUAAUUUAAAUUGAGUACAAAUAUCAUUGUUACAACAACAAAUAAUAUAUUGAUGAAACAAAAAAAAGAUUAUUCUACUGUACAUGCCUAAAUAAUUCUUUUAUAUUUUUUUUUUAAUAUAAAAAAGUCAACUAUAAUAAAAAUUAAUUGCUUCAGUUAUUUCGACAAUAAAUGAAUUCAUUAUGAAAAUUUAAUUUCCUAUAUUAAAAGUAAAGAAGAGCAUGGUCAUAAUAUCUUUGGAAUAAAGAAGGAUCAUGUGGUAACAUAAAUAAAUAUUUUAAAAAAUUAAAAAACCAUUAAUUUGAUUAUGAUAAAUUUUUAUUAUCACUUGAUGACUAGAUAAUAAUAUAAAGAUUCGUAAUAACUGAUUUUGGUUACGUUUUAGCGAACACGAUGAGGUCACGUGCAGGAUUUGUCGAUUAAUUUUCUUUUUUUUUUUUUUGGCAAAUGCCAAAGAAUAAAUUAAAAAGAAUUACAUACUUUUUACAUGUUACACUAUUUCUCUUUAUAUAAUCUCCACUUUUUUGUCUUGUUUUGUCAAAUUAAUAAUUUUUCUUUGUUCUACAUUAUUGAUUUGAAUCAUACAUUUAUAUAAACAAAAUUAUUAAUUAAACGGGAAUGUACAGUGACUUAUUAUAGCUAAUAUUAUUUCUUUUUACAUUGCACACAUUCUUCAAAUUUUUUUUAUU
This is a messenger RNA of Aphidius gifuensis, 1811 nucleotides long. RefSeq names its product SRR1-like protein. The record is from RefSeq and is a predicted model, not a curated record. NCBI's taxonomy places the organism in Eukaryota, Metazoa, Arthropoda, Insecta, Hymenoptera, Braconidae. Gene Ontology annotation, biological process: microtubule-based process. Gene Ontology annotation, cellular component: nucleus; cytoplasm. The transcript is spliced from 3 exons. The coding region runs from base 270 to 1094 and encodes 274 amino acids.